Messenger RNA from Pogona vitticeps (central bearded dragon), 831 nucleotides. It is a transcript of the gene SH2D1B, whose product is annotated as SH2 domain containing 1B. Gene Ontology annotation, biological process: regulation of immune response; regulation of signal transduction. The record is from RefSeq and is a predicted model, not a curated record. NCBI's taxonomy places the organism in Eukaryota, Metazoa, Chordata, Lepidosauria, Squamata, Agamidae.
AAUCAGACAAUCACAGUAUAGAACUGACACGGCACUGCUGAAAACCACCGUAUUGAUUUCAGCAUCCUUUGCUCAACAGUUCUGUUUCAUCACAGUAUAGAACUGACACGACACUGCUGAAAACCACCGUAUUGAUUUCAACAUCCUUUGCUCAACAGUUCUGUUUCACUUCAGUACAGAACUGGUCCUCCAGUGACCUAAAUCGUAAGAAUCAAUCUGGGAACAACUCCAUAGGUAAAUGGAACUCCAGUUUUUCCACGAAAAUAUAACUAAAGAAGGCUGUGAAGAACUACUGAGCAAGAAUGGACAAAACGGAAGCUUUCUAAUACGAGCCAGUGAGAGUAUACCAGGAGUUUUGUGCCUUUGUGUUUUGUAUGAGCACUUUAUCUACACUUACCGAAUCUUCAGAAAACAUAAUGGACAUUUCAUGAUACAGACUUGUGAAGGUGCUCCAAAACAGGACUUCAAAACUUUAAAGGAUUUAAUAGCUACCUUUGAAAAACCAAAUCAAGGGCUAAUAAUCAACCUGCGCUACCCUGUAAACAGAUCCACAUCUGAUCAACAACCUCAGAAUAUCUACGAUAACAGUUAUUUGAUUCCUGAAACUGAAGACACUGAUUAUGUUGACGUUUUGCCUGACUAAUCAGAUUGAGAGACCUUUUCCUGUGACCUCCUUCAUCUCCAUUUGCUCAGUUUUACAAGGGCAUUAGUCUUCAGUGAGAUACAUCAAUGCUAACAGGAUCUUCCAUUCCUUUUACUGUGUUUCCCCAAAAAUAAGACAGGGUCUUAUAUUAGUUUUUGUUCCAAAAAACGCAGUAGGGCUUAUUUUCA